This is a messenger RNA of Camelina sativa (false flax), 1396 nucleotides long. Lineage: Eukaryota; Viridiplantae; Streptophyta; Magnoliopsida; Brassicales; Brassicaceae. The record is from RefSeq and is a predicted model, not a curated record.
CGAUUCAGACUUCAUAUAUCUUUACAUCUCUUUCAACUCAUCUCCGUCAAUGUCGAUGGAUCCAAACCAACCCUCACAAGCUUACUCUUGAAAUCGUCGGCCACCAUGGAUGACUGAUUGCAUCAAAUCAGAACUUUUAACUUUUCGGAUAAGGUGUUACCACAAUAAUGGAUCGGAUAAUAUUUUCUUGUAAGAAUUACAAAAAGGGAUAUUCUGUAGACGCUUUAAAUCUCGUCCGUCCACGUCACUAUAUCUUACGAACUGGAAUAAUCGUCAGUUCUCUAUUCACUCAAAUAUCAAUGGCUGUUCUCUCAAGAACCAAACGUGUCACUGAUCCACUCGACGACGAAGCUAAAGCUCGGAUCUUAAGUAGCCACGGUUGCAUCCUAGACCAAGAUUCUCCUCGACUCUGCGAGCUUGUACACGGGUUUUUCGACGAUGGUCACGAAGAGACACUCUACGACGACUCCGACUCCGACCUGUCUGAGAAUUCUAUAGUCAAACGUUCCCAAGCUAGUGAGGAGAUCUUGAAGAUGGCGGUGACCUUCUCUGAUUCUGAUCCUUAUCGGAAUCUAUUGCUAGCUCACGUUUUAAGAGCCGCGGAGACAUAUUCCGGUUUUAGGUCAAGGAACAAAUCUGUUUUCCAGAACAAGGUAGCUUCGUUUCUGCGAGAGCUCGGCCACGACGCGGCCGUUUGUGUGUCCAAAUGGAACUCAUCGGCCAAACUCACAGCCGGUAGUUACGAGUUCAUUGACGUCAUUUACAAGCCGACGGCCGUCCGUUACUUCGUUGAUCUAGACUUUGCUUCCGAGUUCGAGAUCGCAAGGCCGACGCAAGAAUACACGCGUGUGUUGCAGUUGCUUCCUAAUGUUUUUGUCGGGAAAGAAGUGAAUCUGAGGACGAUUGUGAGAGAGUUAUGUGACGCUACGAAGCGGUCGAUGAAGAGCCGUGGCUUGUCUCUCCCACCGUGGCGGAGAAGCUCUUAUUUGCAACACAAGUGGUUUGGUCCGUACAAAAGAAAGGUUGGAUCUGGUUUGGGAGUGAAGCCUUUGAGUAGUGACGCUGUAAACUGCCGAUCUUUAGGGUUUGAUCAUGAGGGUGCCGUCAAUGCUCGUUUGUUCAUCAGGACGUGAUCUAUAUAUAGUAUGGAGUAGGCCGGCUAGUAUAAAGUGUGGGCGAAUAGUUGGAGACUACUUCAAUUUAUUCAAUCUGAGUGAUAUGAUCUAAAUGAUAUUAUUUUUUUUUCUUUUGGAUUUGUAUUUUUUACCCACAAAGUUGGUUAACGCGAUGUUUGUAUCCGUGACCAUGUAUGUUCACAUUUAGUGUCUGAUUGGUAAACACAAACAAAGCUUUACAAAUGGUACAGUUUUGAUUUUUACCAAUCACAAAAACUUUA